AUGAAAUCGAUCGCCUGGAGUGAUAUGGCAGUGGCCUGUGCUGUGUUUCUGGUCGGCUGGCUUGUAAGCCUUGUUCACACGGCCCUCCGCCCUGGACUGCGUGAUAUUCCUGGACCGUGGAUGGCCAAAAUCAGCCAAUUUCGGCGUCUCAGUCUUGUUUGGAAUGGAAAUGCUCACCAGAAUUAUCGAAUCCUUCAUGCGAAGUAUGGACCGAUAGUUCGAACUGCACCCAAUGUGGUUGACGUCUCGGAACCGGCGGCCAUAUCAACUAUCUACGGAAUCGGCUCCAAGUUCAGCAAGUCUCCCUUUUAUCAGACUUUGUCGUUCUUUUACGAGGACGAGAUAAUGCAAAGCAUGUUUACGACUACAGACCCUGAAGAGCACAAAGCCCUAAAACGACCGGUAGCUCAAAAGUUCUCGAUGACGUCCCUACGGACGCUUGAAUGCAUGGUAGACCCCUGCAGCGAAAUCUUCAGCAACUCUAUGCUGGACUUGCAAGGACAAGUGAUAGACCUUGGCGCAUGGUGCCAAUGGUACGCCUUCGACGUCAUUGGGGCUAUCACAUUCUCCCGACGUUUCGGGUUCAUGGAGAACCGGCAAGAUAUAAACAAUGUCAUUUCGGGUAUUGAAGCGGGCCUAAAAUACGCGGGCAUAGUAGGACAGAUACCAUCGUUGCACCGAUUUCUUCUGGGCAAUCAAACUUUCAGAAAAAUCAUCGCCAAACUCGGGGCUCAAGAUCCAAUUCCAAUAGUUACAUCUAUGGUUUUGGAUGCUAUCAAUGAGUAUGACUCGCAGUCACCAACGAUGGAGCGGGCAGACUUCCUAGCCUACUUUCGACAGGAACAAAUAUCAACAGGGAAGCAUAUAAGCCGUCGAGACUUGAUGAAUCAUUUGAUGAAUAAUCUAUUGGCGGGAAGUGACACGACUGGAAUUUCUCUUCGAGCUGUCUUCUAUUACAUUAUCAAAGAUAGACGCGUGUAUCAGAAGUUGCAGAAGGAGAUAGACGAGGCACAUCAAGCCGGUAGGCUUUCACCAAUUAUCACCUUUUCUGAGAGCCUUGAAUUGGAUUAUCUACAAGCAUGCAUCAAGGAAGCCCUACGUAUGCAUCCUGGCGUAUCAUAUCCACUUGAGCGAGUGGUUCCUGGAGACGGGAUACAAAUAUGCGGAAAGUAUCUACCAGCCGGCACAAUCGUGGGCAUCAAUGCGGCCGUCAUCCACCGCGACAAGAGUAUCUUUGGAGUUGAUGCAGACACAUUUCGGCCUGAACGAUGGCUAGAUAAUGAUAUUGACCGUAUCAAGACGAUGGAUCGACACAAUAUGACGUUCGGCGCCGGUACUCGAACAUGUAUCGGCAAGAAUAUUUCUAUUAUGGAAAUGGCAAAAUUUGUUCCUCAGAUACUCAGGCAAUUUGACUUGGAGUGGGCCUCAAGCGAGCCAGAGUGGAAGAUCAAAACGUAUUGGUUUGCUAAGCAGACAGGUCUAUUGGUACAGUUUCGCGCCCGUGACCAGGGGAAGUUUUAG
This is a messenger RNA of Fusarium mangiferae, 1521 nucleotides long. RefSeq lists its product as uncharacterized. The record is from RefSeq and is a predicted model, not a curated record. Lineage: Eukaryota; Fungi; Ascomycota; Sordariomycetes; Hypocreales; Nectriaceae. Bases 1 to 1521 code for a protein of 506 amino acids. Gene Ontology annotation, molecular function: heme binding; oxidoreductase activity, acting on paired donors, with incorporation or reduction of molecular oxygen; monooxygenase activity. The transcript has 6 exons.